AUGGCUGAUAAUUACAGCAGACAGAACAAAUCAUCAAGACAUCUAAAAGAAAAGGAAUCAGUGAGAUCUAAACCCAGAUCUAAAUCAGGACAUAAAUAUCAUCAAAUGGAGUCCAAAACACCUCCAUUGCCAACAAAGUGUACCUCAACUUUAGAAGAAUUAAUUAAAAAAAGAGAAUCUCUUAAACAAGAACUAAAAAAAAUAGUAAAAUACACCGAUAGUGAACCAAAUAAAAUUAGCAAGAAACGUAGGCAUUCCAAAGAAGAAUUUACUGCUGUGAAAGGGAAAAGAAGUUAUAAAGAAAAUAAAAUUAAUGUAAAUUCUUCGAAAAAGUCUGUGCAUGAGUCUUCUCCAGAGUUAGAUAAUACACAAGUCGAAUCAGAAGAUGAAGAGACUAUUAUUGAACUACGAAGACAGCAAAGAAAACAACUCUUGGAAAAAUUCAACAUAUCUAAUGUCAAAAGCAAUGAUAAUGAUAACAGUAUUUGUGACAAGACCACUGAAGAAGGAAUUAAAAAAAAUGAAGAUCAAAAAAUUUUAAAACAAGUAACUGAUAUGUUUUCUGAAAAAGAUGAAUUUGAUUCAAAUGUAACGGAAGACAAGGUUACCCAAGGUGAUAGUGCUCAUAAUUUAAGUUUAAUAGACAACUGGGAUGAUCCCGAUGGAUAUUAUAACAUCAGAGUUGGAGAUGUGAUCAACAAUAAAUAUACAAUCAAAGGUACAUUGGGACAAGGAGUGUUUGCUAAUGUAGUCAGAGCACAAGACAUGAAUGAUGGAAAUGAUUAUGUAGCCAUAAAAAUCGUAAGAAAUAAUGAUUUAAUGUACAAAACGAGCUUGAAAGAAAUAGCCAUACUUAAACAAAUUAAAGAUGCAGAUCCUAACAAUAAAUAUCAUUGUGUUCAACUAUUGGGCCAUUUCAUGCACAAAGGUCAUUUAUGUAUAUUACUAGAAUCACUGCAUAUGGAUUUAAGAUCAGUCAUUAAGAAGUAUGGAAAACACCAUGGAAUCAACAUGAAAGCUUUAAUUUCUUAUAGCAGACAGUUGUUAUUAGCCCUAAGACUUCUCAGACGUCUAGGCAUUAUCCAUGCAGACAUAAAACCAGAUAAUAUCUUAGUAAAUGAAAAGAAGAAUGUGUUAAAACUAUGUGACUUUGGCUCAGCUGGCAAAAUUGAUGAAAGUGAACCAACUCCUUAUUUAGUUUCGCGAUUUUAUAGAGCACCAGAAAUCAUAUUAGGUGUUACAUACAAGCAUAGUAUUGACAUUUGGUCUGCUGCAUGCACUAUAUAUGAAAUGGCUACAGGAAAGAUCAUGUUCACAGGUAGUUCAAAUAACAGGAUGUUAAAAUGUUUCAUGGAUUUGAAAGGUAGAUUUUCAAGUAAAGUUAUUAAAAAGGGAAGAUUCAAGGAUCAACAUUUUAACUAUAAUAAUAAUUUCCUACUUCAUAAAAAGGAUGAGUUUACUGGAAGAGAAAAGUUAGUUGAAGUACCUCAUAUUUUACCAUCAAGAGACUUGCACAAUGAACUUAAUAAAUCUUUCAGAAAUGUAUCUCCUAAAGAAGAAAAGAAAGUUGUACAGCUUAAAGAUCUACUGGAUAAAAUGACAAUACUAGAUUCUGGUCAAAGAAUUGCAGUAACAGAUUGUUUAAGACAUCCAUUUAUUUUAGAAGAAUUAGAUAAAGAAGCAAAUAAAAAAUGA
Messenger RNA from Arctia plantaginis, 1695 nucleotides. The record is from the annotation of a GenBank genome assembly. Lineage: Eukaryota; Metazoa; Arthropoda; Insecta; Lepidoptera; Erebidae.